Coffea arabica (coffee) is the source of this 1807-nucleotide messenger RNA. RefSeq names its product cytochrome P450 76T24-like. The record is from RefSeq and is a predicted model, not a curated record. NCBI's taxonomy places the organism in Eukaryota, Viridiplantae, Streptophyta, Magnoliopsida, Gentianales, Rubiaceae. Gene Ontology annotation, molecular function: iron ion binding; heme binding; monooxygenase activity.
ACCUCGAAUGAUCUGAACAGGCUUAGAACUUGUAGCUAAAGAAGAAGAGAGGGAAGAGAGAGAUAAACAUGGACAAGGCACCGCCUUUUCUUUUACUACUACUAGUAGUAAUAUUAUUUUUCAUUUUGUAUCGGAUCUUCCGCCACUAUCUCGGCCAAAAGUCCAGUAAACUUCCCCCCGGUCCACACCAAUAUCCCAUAGUUGGAAAUAUGUUCCAGCUCAGUGGAAUCUUCCAUUCAACACUGGCAAAACUCUCCAAAACAUACGGACCUUUGAUGUCAAUUAAGGUACUGAACAGAAGAAUGAUCAUUGUAUCCUCACCCAAAGUAGCCAAAGAAUUACUUCAAAAACAUGAUCAUCUCUACACCUCUAAACUAGUACUUGAUUCAGCCCGAGCAUUUGACUAUCACAAGUUCUCUAUCAUCUGGUUGCCUGUAAAUGGCCAAUGGCAUAAUCUUCGUAAAUUGUGCAAAGAACAAAUUUUCUCCUCAGAAAGACUCAAUGCUAGUCAAGGGCUCCGUCAAGAAAAGCUACAACAGCUUUGCAAUUAUGUCGAUGGCUGCUGCAUUAACGGGGAAGCUGUCGACAUAGGUGAAGCUGCCUUCACUACAAUCCUCAAUAUUCUGUCCAACACUUUAUUCUCUGUUGAUUUUGGUAAUUACGAGUCCAAUUCAUCUCGAGAACUGAAAGAAAUCAUAUCGGGUGUGGUGGAUACCAUAGCAAAACCUAAUCUUUCAGACUUCUUUCCGGUGCUCAGAGCAAUUGAUCCACUGGGUAUUAGGCGGCAGACCAAAUUUUACUUUGGAAAAUUGCUUCAAAAAUUUGAAGAAAUUAUCAGGCAACGGUUACAAGAAAGAGAGAAAUCUCUUGCUUACUUGCGCAGAAAUGACUUGUUGGAGGUCCUCCUUGAUCUCACCCAGCAGCAAAAAUCUGAAUGGGGCAUUGAGGAGAUAAAACAUUUGCUUCUCGAUUUAUUCCUUGCAGCAUUUGAUACAACAUCAUCAACGGUGGAAUGGGCAAUUGCAGAGUUAUUGCGAAACCCUGAAAAAAUGGAAAGGGCUAGAUCUGAGAUUAGAGAAAUCAUAGGAAGAGGAAAGCUGGUUCAAGAAUCACAGAUUUUUGCACUCCCUUACUUGCAGGCAAUUAUUAAAGAGGUCUUUCGCCUUUACCCUCCUGCCACCACAAUAAGUCGCUAUUACGAGGCCGAUAUCGAGAUUGGCCAGUACAUUGUACCCAAAAAUGCUCUAGUACUUGUUAAUUUAUGGGCUAUUGGUAGAGACUCUAGCUUGUGGUCGAGUCCUGAUUCCUUUGUGCCAGAAAGGUUCCUGGAUAGUGAAAUUGAUGUGAAAGGCCAGCAUUUUGAGCUCCUUCCAUUCGGUACAGGCAGGAGAAUGUGUCUUGGAAUGCCGCUGGCUGAUCGGUUUAUUCAUUUGACGGUGGCUUCGCUCAUUCAUAACUUUGAUUGGAAGACUGAAGGAGGGAUCAAACCAGAAGAUGUGGACAUGAGUGAAAAGCUUGGAGUUACAAUGCAGAAGGCUGUACCCCUUAAAGCCAUUCCAACUCGAACCACAGUUUAAUCAUUCGUUUUUACAUACUCAAGUUGUCAUUUCCACGGUGGAGGGAAGGUUAGGUUGGAUAGUAAAGUAGGAGAUUCUGUGUUCAAGAUCUCCCUUUACGGAAAAAAAGUUGUCUCUAGUGCGACUUUUUCUAGCAUUUUCUUGUAUGUACAAUAGGUAUAAUAAGUACAUGGACACAGUUUUUAAGGUAGGUGGAUUUUGAUGCUGCGGUACAUUUUCUGUAUCACAGU